UUCCCCUGCCCCCCUCCGGUACCUGCAAACUAGGCUCUCUGCAAACAUGGCGGCAGCUCCACCUAAUUCCGUCCAAUGCUUCGGCAGAAAGAAGACGGCGGUGGCUGUCACCCACUGCAAGGCUGGCCGUGGCCUCAUCAAGAUCAACGGUGUUCCAAUUGAACACGUUCAGCCGGAGAUCCUCCGCUUCAAGGCAUUCGAACCGAUCCUUCUUCUCGGCCGCCACAAGUUUGCUGGCGUUGACAUGAGAAUUCGCGUGAAAGGUGGAGGUCAUACCUCUCAGAUCUACGCUAUCCGUCAGAGCAUCUCGAAAGCGCUCGUUGCGUAUUACCAGAAGUUUGUUGACGAAGAGCAGAAGAAGGAGAUUAAAGAUAUUCUUGUGAGGUAUGAUCGGACUCUGCUUGUUGCUGAUCCGAGAAGGUGCGAGCCAAAGAAGUUUGGUGGUCGUGGUGCUCGUGCUAGGUUCCAGAAGUCAUACCGUUAAACAAAACAAAGUAAUCUUACGGUCUUUUUUAAAAUUACAGGAGGUUCAUGUUACAUUUCCUUUCGAGAGUAUUCUAAGACUGGAUAUGAAGUUUUUCCCUAGCAUUUCUGAUGAAAGUAGUUUAAUUUUUCAUGUUAGACUAUGUGUUAAAUGGAUUUCUGCUGGUUUUCUAUAAUUCAUAACCAUCUCUUUUGGAUAUGAAUUCGUUUAAAUUUUCCCUGAUAUGCAGACUCUCUA
Cynara cardunculus var. scolymus (artichoke) is the source of this 721-nucleotide messenger RNA. RefSeq names its product 40S ribosomal protein S16-like. The transcript has a single exon. The record is from RefSeq and is a predicted model, not a curated record. The coding region runs from base 47 to 484 and encodes 145 amino acids. Gene Ontology annotation, molecular function: RNA binding; structural constituent of ribosome. Gene Ontology annotation, cellular component: ribosome; cytosolic small ribosomal subunit. Gene Ontology annotation, biological process: translation; maturation of SSU-rRNA from tricistronic rRNA transcript (SSU-rRNA, 5.8S rRNA, LSU-rRNA). NCBI's taxonomy places the organism in Eukaryota, Viridiplantae, Streptophyta, Magnoliopsida, Asterales, Asteraceae.